AUGAUAUUAAUUGGGAGGAACACGAUAGCUGAAGCUGACCGCCUGGAGGAAGGGACUAGGCAUCUUGCUGGUGGAGUUUGUGAUUACUCUUGCGGAGGACAGCGCGUGGGCGAAAGCCCGGGGAUGAUGAGACGCUUGGCAUGGGCUGAAACUGAAGGAAUGAGUGAUGCUGGAGAGACGAGUAACUACAGUUUGGGACAAGAUGUCUUGAUCGACAUGUCUAUUGCCCUAGGAGGGAACACAUUGUUCCAGUUGCCUCAAGAAUUGCGUUCCACAGUUAUAGCAGCACCAGAAUGGCAGAACGUCAUGCGGUCUAAAUUACUCCUGACACAAAUUUCGGAAGGGUGUGCAAAGGUCAUGAUGAAGAACUUGGAGCAGAUUGUUUCUAUGCAAAUUGCUUGUGUUGCUUCAGGGAAGAUGACCAAGUUUUUUUGGUUGUUUCAUUUAGAAUGGGAAGCAGAUGUUGCUGAUUCAUCUCAGAUUAAGAAACCAAGAAGAGAAUCUUACAUUGCUUUCCUGCCACCUGAGCUUUUAGAGAGAAUUUUACUAGAAGCUCUUGCAACAUCUCCAACACCUAUCAGAGAUAUCAGAUAUUUCAAAAAAACAUGUAAGAAUUUUCAUGCAAUAUGUUCAUCAAAAAGGAUAGGAAAAUACAUGAAUGUAGAAGAUUGGAGAAUGUGUUGGCAAGACAAGCAAGGCUAUUUAAGAUUUCUUCAAACUUAUGCUGAGAGUGAAAAUACUAAUGCUCUCUUCUUGCUUGGAUUGGAGGAAAUGUUUAAUAGAGGAAACUAUGAUGUUGGUCUGCAUCGCCUUCAAUUGACAUCAAAUCAAGGAAAUAUUACUGCCAAAUAUCUUUUGGGACUUUGGUGGUUUCAUGAUGAUUCAUCUCGCUCAUAUGGUAUCAAUCUUUUGAAUGAGAUAUCAGGUAAUAUACGUCAAUAUCGAAAACAAGCUUCCAAGAUCUUCAGCAAGAUGAGGUUUCAAAAAUGGCCUUCAUUGCCUUUUUUUCUUUGUAAUGAUUGGUCAUGUAUGUCUUUAACUAUGAUAGGAGAUUAUCCAUUGCGACCUGAGGUACAAGAGGAAUUUAGUUUCUGUAGCGAUGUUUGUAAAUGGAAAAAUGAAUAUGAAAUGUUUAUAUCUAUGCCUCCUUGGUAGGAGUUUUUUUGUUUGACUUCUUAUCUUAAAUUUGAGUCAUUGGAUAUUACAGCCUGUGUGAUAGACACAAUUGUAGUAAUUUAUCAUGUAAGAGUUUCUCAAAGGACAUAAAAAUAGAAAAAAUGUUUUGAUUUA
Molecule: messenger RNA, 1290 nt
Organism: Dendrobium catenatum
Lineage: Eukaryota; Viridiplantae; Streptophyta; Magnoliopsida; Asparagales; Orchidaceae
Exons: 8
Coding region: 1-1155 (384 amino acids)
Molecular function (GO): protein binding
Source: RefSeq, a predicted model, not a curated record